Molecule: messenger RNA, 1933 nt
Organism: Bombus pascuorum
Lineage: Eukaryota; Metazoa; Arthropoda; Insecta; Hymenoptera; Apidae
Gene: RabGGTa
Product: geranylgeranyl transferase type-2 subunit alpha
Exons: 7
Coding region: 193-1824 (543 amino acids)
Biological process (GO): protein geranylgeranylation
Cellular component (GO): Rab-protein geranylgeranyltransferase complex; cytoplasm
Molecular function (GO): Rab geranylgeranyltransferase activity; protein binding
Source: RefSeq, a predicted model, not a curated record
AUUAGGAACGAAUAAUAUCUAUUAAUCUCGAAAGUAUAGUUAUUAAUUAAUAAAUAAGAUACAUAUAUAUAAUAUAUAUAUUACAUAUCUAUGUAUUUAUAAUUAAAACAGUACAAACAAACUUAACCUCAAAGUUAGGUAAAAGUUUCAAAUAUAUGUAUAUAUUAAAAAAGAUUAGGAGAGAUAUUCAACAUGCAUGGCAGAGUAAAAGUUCAAACAACUGCAGAACAGGAAGCAUUGAAGAAGAAGGAAAGAGCUGAAAAACUUUCACGUUAUAGAAUUGGCAUGAGUAUUGUGUUUAAGAAAAGAAACGAUAAGAUUUAUGAUGAAGAAUUAAUGACGGUUACUGAACGUAUGGUAAAGCAAAAUCCAGAUAUUUAUACUUUAUGGAAUAUUCGUAGAGAGGCAUUUACAAAUAAUGAUUGGGAUGAAAAUCUUUUGCAAGAGUAUUAUCAAAAUGAAUUAAAACUUACUGAAGAUUGUUUAAAACAAAAUCCUAAAUCUUACUGGGUAUGGUAUCAACGAAUAUGGAUUAUGAAUCAUUUAGUAAAAUGUGAUUGGAAAAGGGAACUAAUGUUAUGCACCAAGUAUUUAAAUUUGGAUGACAGAAAUUUUCAUUGUUGGAAUUAUAGGGAAUUUGUUGUACAAAAAGCACGAAUUUCUCCUGAAGAAGAAUUUGAAUUUGCCACCUCAAAGAUUCUAAAUAAUUUCUCUAAUUAUUCUUCCUGGCAUUACAGGAGUUUAUUGUUAUCAAAAAUAUUUCAUAAUUCUGACCAAAACAAUAUUGAUGAAAAAAAGAAACAAGAAUUAGAUUUGGUCAUGAAUGCCACAUUCACAGAUCCUAGUGAUACUAGUGCUUGGUUCUACCAAAGAUGGUUAUUAGAUACCCAUGAAUGUCUUCCUAUUCUUUCUCAAGCAUUAAUACAAGAUAGUAAUGUGAUCGUUUUUGCUAAUAAAAAUAUACUAGCCGAGUCAAUAUGUCUACAAAUAAAUAAUGAAAAUGAGAACGUUCAAUGGAAAUCUUUAUAUGAAACAAAGAUUUCGAAAUUGUGGUUUGGAAAAUUUAAAAAACAGUUAAAUGAAGCAAAGAAUGUUCAGAUAGAAAUUGAAGGAAUACUUUAUCCUUUACUCUGUGUUAAUCAGAAAUGGAUAUAUAGAAAAAGGAAAUAUAAAUCCUGUUCUAAUAAAGUUCAAUUAUUAGAACAAUUAUCAAGUUACAAACAACUUGUAGAAAUGGAACCUAAUAAUAAAUGGGGUUAUUUAACCAGUAUUCUUUUAAUGAAAAAAAUCGAUUUUAUACAGUUUUAUGAAAAUAUUUUAACAAAUUUGAAUGUUCUUGUUAGUAUUGAUUCUCUUCGGUCUAAUUAUUAUAAAGAUUUACGGAGCAAAUACAUAAUUGAAUACAAAAUAUCUGAAUUAUGGAAUAUAGAAGAAGAUCAAGAAACAGAAAUAGAAAUUGAUCUUUCUGGAUUAAAUUUAACCACACUCAGCAAUAACGAAUAUCUCAGUUUCUUUGAGCAAAUAAAUCUUAGUGCAAAUUAUUUAUCACAUUCCUUAAAUCAAUUAUCUUUACUCCAAAGUUGUAGAAAAUUGUCACUUUCAAGCAAUCAAGUUGAAAAUUUAAAAGAGUUUCCUAUGUUACAGAAUCUUGAAGUUUUAUCAUUAAGAAAUAAUAAAUUAAAUAAUUUAGAAGAAAUAUUACAAUUACUAACAAAACAUAAAUUAAAGUUACUUGAUUUAAGAGAAAAUCCAAUCUGUAAUAUUAAAGAAUUAGAAAAUAGUAUUAUAGAAAUCAAUCCAGAUUUACAACUAUAUGUAGAGUGAUUUUCAUAAUACACAUAUUAAUAAUAAGAUAUUGUCCAGCAUAGGUAUAUAAAUAAAAAUUUAAAGUCUGGUUAUAUGGGAAAAAUAAAACUACUUAUUUAUUUUUUUU